Messenger RNA from Vanessa atalanta (red admiral), 1509 nucleotides. RefSeq lists its product as uncharacterized. Gene Ontology annotation, molecular function: odorant binding; olfactory receptor activity. The coding region runs from base 1 to 1509 and encodes 502 amino acids. The transcript is spliced from 10 exons. Gene Ontology annotation, cellular component: plasma membrane. Lineage: Eukaryota; Metazoa; Arthropoda; Insecta; Lepidoptera; Nymphalidae. The record is from RefSeq and is a predicted model, not a curated record. Gene Ontology annotation, biological process: sensory perception of smell; detection of chemical stimulus involved in sensory perception of smell.
AUGGAAUUUUUUCAUCGUUUGUGGACAAAGUCAACUCAAUGCAAAGCCUUGGAACAGUCGAGCGGGAAAUUAGAGACAUUGUUUUUCGAAUCUGUUUACCGUGUUACGUAUUUUGCAGGAUGGGCUCUUUUGGACAACACCUUAAAGUAUCGCAUAUAUAGCGGGAUCCUGAAGCUGGCGGUCGGUUUCUUGAUAAGCUGCGAGGCUUGGCAUCUCGUAAGCAAGUCUACCAGCUUAGAUGGCAUCAUAGACAACGUUAAUGUUACUCUCAUGCACUUCAUUGCUCUAUAUAGAUAUCAAAAUAUGAGAGCAAAUAAAACAAUUUACAAAAAGCUUGCUUCGGCUAUGGAGUCGCCUUACUUUGAUACAUCGACACCGAGGCGACAGGAAAUGGUUAGAUUUUGGUCUCAAAGGAACGAGAGAUUUUUAAAACUACUACUCCUCCUGGGCUCUUGUACUCUAGCUGCGUGGCACAUCUACCCUUUAGUGGACGACAUAGAUUACAAUCUGAUGGUAUCAGCACGCUUCCCUUUUGAAUACCAAACGCCGAUUCGUUUCCCGAUCUUUUAUAUCAUAGUGCUCAUAACAUUUAAUUAUGCCUCUCUGUUCGUAAUGGUCAACGAUCUCAUAAUGCAGGCGCAUUUGAUGCACCUGUUGUGUCAGUAUACCGUAUUAGGAGAUUGCUUCGAAGGCAUUAUUGACGAUUGCAUUGGAGACAAAAAUAGUAAGAACCUGCAAAUCUACCCUAUUAUGGACGACCUGGAGUACAAUUUAAUGGUGUCUGUUCGAUUACCAUUUGAUUAUAGAACACCCGUUCUAUACACGAUCACCUACAUCUCUACAUUGAUAGUUUUUUCCUUAAUAUGUUAUUUUGUUAUGACAAAUGAUCUCAUCGUACAAGCUCACUUAAUGCAUUUACUCUGUCAAUUUUCCAUACUUAACGACUGUUUCAAGAACAUAUUAAACGAUUGCCAAAGUAAUUUUAAAGAUAUUGAUACGAACAAUUUACAUUUGAAUAAGGAAUUUACUCGAGUCUACAAGAGUAGAUUAGGUAAUUUGGUGGAUCAACAUACGCUCAUAUUACUGAAUACAUUGAAACUUCGCGAUUUAAUGAGUAUACCCAUGUUGAUUCAGCUGGCGACUAGUACAACACUAAUUUGUUCCAUAAGCUUUCAAGUCACGACGUCGGUGGAUGUCAAUAUGACGAAAGGACUUAUGAGCCUGUUUUAUCUCGGAUACAAUAUGUUCGUUCUUUAUAUAAUAUGUAGAUGGUGCGAAGAGAUAAAGAUUCAGAGUCAAAGUAUAAGUGAAGCAGUAUAUUGUUCGGGAUGGGAGAACGGUAUCGUAAUGGCGCCGGGGGUACGAACCUCUAUUUUACUAAUACUUGCUCGUGCUCACAAGCCCACUGGACUUUCCGCUGGAGGCAUGUACGAUCUCUCUUUGGAAGCGUAUGCAAAUAUAGUGAAAACAUCAUACAGCGCUCUAACAGUUCUUCUACAACUUCGUUAA